Chironomus riparius is the source of this 3308-nucleotide messenger RNA. Lineage: Eukaryota; Metazoa; Arthropoda; Insecta; Diptera; Chironomidae. The record is from the annotation of a GenBank genome assembly.
GUUUAAUAAUUAUGUAAUUAAAAUAAAGGAAAAAAAAAUUAUUUGGAAGACGAUCGAACAAAAUUAAAUUCAAGAAGCCAGUACGAGAACAACAGGACAGAAAAAAUUAUUAAUAAAAAAGGAAAACAACAAAUUUUUGAUAUCAAUUCUUAUACAAUGAGUCAAUUGGGCACAGUUUAUGCUACAAAGCGAAGAAGAAGGAAUGGGAAAAGUUUGAAACCACCUCCAAAGGAUGGAGUCACCAAAAGCAAUCCCUCAAAACGUCAUCGAGAAAGACUUAAUGCAGAAUUAGAUUUAUUAGCAUCGCUUUUGCCAUUUGAACAGAAUAUUCUUAGUAAACUUGAUAGACUGAGCAUUCUUCGUCUCUCAGUUAGUUAUUUAAGAACCAAAAGUUAUUUCCAAGUAGUCAUGCAUAAGGAAAAGGAGGAAAAUGGAAUGAUUCAUAUACAUCAUUCACAUUCACAUCCAUCAGACACAGCAUACAGGGCGAGAGAGCUUGGUAUCUUUGAAAAUGGAUUACAGGAUUCUGAUGUUUUUCUUCAGGCACUGAAUGGAUUUUUAAUGAUACUAACAUGUGAAGGAGAAGUAUUUUUUGCAACACAUAGCAUUGAAAGCUAUUUAGGAUUUCAUCAGUCAGAUAUUGUUCAUCAGUCAGUAUAUGAACUUGUGCACUCAGAGGAUCGAGAAGAACUUCAACGUCAGCUUUUAUGGAAUUCAUUUUUACCCCCAGAUCUAUCAGGAAUGUCGCUAUCGGAAGCGUUUACAUCGGAUAGAAUUCAAUACUUAGAGAGGAGUUUUACGGUUCGGUUUCGUUGCUUACUAGACAAUACUUCAGGAUUUUUGCGUUUGGAUAUUCGAGGGAGAAUCAAAAUUUUACAUGGGCAAAAUAGAAAAACCGAGGAACCUCCAUUAGCACUCUUCGCUUAUUGCACGCCAUUUGGACCACCAAGUUUACUUGAAAUACCUCAAAAAGAAAAUAUGUUUAAGUCAAAACAUAAACUUGAUUUAUCUUUAGUAUCAAUGGACCAAAGAGGAAAGAUGACGUUGGGUUAUUCAGACUCGGAAUUGGCAACUUUAGGAGGCUAUGAUUUAGUACAUUAUGAUGAUUUGUCAUAUAUUGCAUCUGCUCACCAAGAAUUGCUUAAAACAGGAGCUUCAGGAAUGAUAGCUUAUAGGUUUCAAAAAAAAGAUGGAGACUGGCAAUGGCUUCAAACAAGCUCAAGAUUAGUAUAUAAAAACUCUAAACCAGACUUUGUGAUAUGCACCCAUCGGCAACUUAUGGAAGAAGAGGGUAGAGAUCUUUUAGGAAAAAGAACUAUGGAUUUUAAAGUUAGUUAUUUAGAUACGGGUUUUUCAUCAAAUUAUUUUACUGACGCUGAUCAACUUAUCAUACCUCCAAACAAUUCACCUUCUUCUACAUCAAAUCCGUCAACGGGAACGCAAAGAACAAAUCGUCGCUACAAGACACAGCUGAGAGAUUUUUUAUCAACUUGCAGAUCAAAGCGUAAAGUGUCACAGGCAACGAAUGCACAGCAGCCUAUAACUGGUACGCAAUUAGCGAGCCCACCCGCGGGAUCAGCCGUAGUCGAUUAUAUAUCUGAUCCAGUAGCAGUAGCUUACACCAAUCUAAAUCCAAUGUAUUCUUCAUCGCCAGUUCCAUAUGCAGCAUCAACGGAAAAUCUUUACAUGACACAUUCUAGUUCAUUUUAUCCCUCGCCAGAAAAUUUAUUUCAUCAAUAUAGAAUUCAAAGUGGAUAUUAUCAUCCAUCGGAGUAUCAUCAUCAUCAUCACCACCCUUCUCCCUACGUAUCUAAUGGUUUUUUAUCAUAUGAUGGCUACGGUCUUGCGUCUGUGAAUCCUAAAGAAGAAAAGUGGCAUGAAGAAAAAUAUUAUAAUAGUGACUUGGCACAUGUUAAUAAUGGAAGAAAUAUGUACGAAUCAUCCUCUCAUCAGCCAGUGAUUCAACAUCACAAUAAGCAUAAGACACCUAAAAGCUCUCCUGUAAACACAAUCACCACAUCACCAUCGCCAAAUGAUAAUUUAAUUAAUAAUGUAAGAUCGAAUCCAACGACGCCGGAUAUAAUGCAACCAAAAAUAGAAAAUUCUCCAUCACCAAGUCGACCAUAUGAUCAAGUGCUACAUCGACAGACAGUUCUAAUGUGGGGAGCAAAUCAUCAUAAUGAUGCGAAUGCUUCUCCAUCAAAUACUCGCUCACCCUGCCAAACACCUUCAAAAUCUUUUGGAACAUAUAAUUCUAAUGCAAGCAUAAACACUCCUUUAACGCAUCCUGAUAAAAGUAAUAAGAAUAUAGAAACUCAACAAAAUUCAAAUCAUCUAAAGUGGAAUGGUAAUUCGUCGACUGGAAAUGGUAAAGACGUAAUAUCUAUUUUCCCAUUACACCAUGGGAAUGAUGUUUCAUCUGCAUAUUCUCCAUCGGCUUCUUCAAAUUCUAUACAUUCUAUUGACUCACGAUAUUCAAACCAUAAUAGACACGGCGAAAUGACCAAUUGCGAGGUAUGGCCUUCAUCUUCAUACUCGCAAUAUCAAUAUUUUCCAUAUCACCAUGUAUCUAAUGCACAUCACCAGCACCCAACAAGCACCCACAAAUCAAUUUCAUUUAUAUUUUCAAUACACCUUCACAAUUAGCUUAACUCAGUACAAUAAUGAAAUAAAAAAGUAGCGAAUCGAAGAAGUACUGAAAAUUUAAAUGAUUCGGCACCGAUAGUAAUUUAUUCGCCUGUUAACAGACUUUCUGUUUUGCAUCAACAAACAUCUGCUCCAACAGCAGCGUGUGUAACAUCAACAGUCUACUCUAUUAGUAGUAAUCCCAUUACAUCUUUAGCUGCGCAAAACAUCAAUAAUAAUCAAGAAGAUAAUAGUCCACUUUUAUCAUUUUGCUCGGUUACGAACACCUUAUUAAAUCAGUAAUGAUAAUAACAACAAUAUGUAUACGAUAUACUCGAAAUAAUCUGAUAUUUAUAACAUCUCUUUAUCUUUCACACUCUCAAUGCAAUAACAAAAUUUCUUUUCAAUUUUUCUUUUCUCCUUUUUCAUUCAUGUUCACACCGAUUCAUAUGAUACACGUAUAGAUUGUUUUGAAUCUUACAAAAAUUUUUGAAAUGUGAAAUGAAAUUUAAGAAACUUUUUGAGAGUUUUUUUAAAACUUUUUUUUCCUCAUCAGCUCAAUGAGUCGAUAGAUACAUUUAUUUCUCGUAGAAAGUUGAUUCAAACAUCAUCAUUCGGAGUUAUAAUGACUUAAUUGUGUUUAAUUUCUUUCACAUAAUGUGAAAUUUUUAAUCAAAGCUAAC